GACCUUGGUCGUUUUUUGUGGUAAUCGUGCCCAAGAAGGUCAGAGGGAUUCGCAUAUGCAUCGAUUAUCGGAAACUAAACAAUAUCAUGAUCAAAGAUGUGUACCCCCUUCCCCAAAUUGAUGAGCUGUUGGAUGCGAUUGAGAGUGAUCGAUUUUUCAGUAAGUUUGAUGUUCGACAUGGGUUUCAUCAUCUUCUUGUUCGAGAGAAGGAUCGUCCGAAAAUGGCGUUUGUGUUGUUCGAAGGUACUUGGCAAUGGGUUCGAUGUCCAAUGGGCAUCUGCAAUACCCCUGCAACCUUUCAGCGAGCCAUGAACAUAGCUUUCCAUAACUUUGUGCGGAAGACACGUCUGGCGCAGAGUAUCAUCAACUAUCGCGUGAUUGUGUACAUGGAUGAUAUUCUGGUGUAUUCGGGUUCCUACGAGGGGCAUGUGCGGCACAUUGAAUGGACGCUGCAUGCACUGAGAGAUGCCGGUUUCAAGGUGGCGCUUGAGAAAUGUCAGUUCUUUCUCACCACCAUCUCCUUCCUGGGACACGUGGUGACCGACCAGGGACUCAGACCGGAACCGCAAAAGGUGGCAGCCGUGAGAGACACGCCUGUGCCCACGACUAUCACGCAAGUUCGCGCCUUUCUGGGCCUGACCUCGUACAGCCGAAGGUUUAUCAAGGGCUUCGCGGCUAUUGCAGUGGAGGUGACGUUGACGAGGACCGACGAGCAUCAGGCGUGUAUUGAGUUCCUUGAACUGCUGAUCAUCCAGGCUUGGAGAACUGACGUGGAGGACGAUCUUCUCUAUUUUCUUUUCGGAUCGGUGCGGCCAGGCCAUGGCCAACUAAUUGUCCAGGAACUCGUCGUCCCGCUCGCGCGACUAGUCGACGACCUCUUUCUCGAUAUUGUUUUGCAAAGUGACGAGAGCCCAACUGCGCACGUACUUACACGGACAUUGGCGCCGUAUCUUCAGUGGACUGCGUACUUGGAGGAACCGAGGAGUGAAAGCGCCCAGCCAUCGCGGCAGGAGUACUUGAAGCCGUCCGGAAUCAUCAAUCUCACCUUCUAUCCCAAGCAAGAUACAUCCGAGGAGGAAGAAAAAGAAAAAGACGAAGAGGAGGAAGCCGGAUCGGAGUGGGAGGCCUUGCCGGAAGAAGCGGCGCACACAGGCACGAAGGCGGAAGAUCCCGAGGCGGCACGUAAGAGGGAAGAGAUUGCCGCCGGGAAAAGUGAGCUGGAGUUCGUCAGCGAGGCGAACCUGCGCAUCAACGACAACCCGACCAGGGAUCCAGAGCCCCCCAAGCCCGAAGAUGGCGACCCAGCAACCGCGGCUCCGAGCGCAUCGCGACGGAGACAGAGCCGAUCCCCCUCCCCCUCUGCCUCAGCCCGUCCCCGAUUUCGUCCAUGUACCGAUGCGGGGGAUCGGCCUUCGUCUGUGGUCAUUAUCCCGCCAACCCCUUGAUUACCUCACCCUCUGUCAGAUCUCUACACCCGUCACCUUCACUCGCAACCCCUUCCCUCCCAAUACCUUCCGUCACUUUUUAUCCACCUG
Molecule: messenger RNA, 1535 nt
Organism: Chara braunii
Lineage: Eukaryota; Viridiplantae; Streptophyta; Charophyceae; Charales; Characeae
Source: the annotation of a GenBank genome assembly